AUGGAGGCCUAUCAGUCGCUGAGCAACCGGGUGGCCUCGAUGGAGGAUCUCCUGCGCAGGAGCGAGUCGGCCAUGGUGAUGGUGCUGCAGCGCCUGAAGGCGUUGGAGGAGCACGUCUCGGCGAGCGAGGCUCGCGGUCGAGGCGAUCAAGCCACGCGGAGUGAGGAGUUGGCGUCUCGGAUGAAUAGGGGCUUUGAGAACCAAAACGGCAGAAUGGAGGCAAUGCAGGGCGCCCUGUCGCGUCAGGCUUCAUCGGUGCAGGUGCUGGAGGAGCGCCUGCAGGGGACUUCUAAGGCGUUGGAGCAAAAGAUGAAUAGUGACAUUGCUGGCUGCUAUCAACGGCUGCAAGCCUUAGAGGGUUCGCUGAUGUCAGCGUUACGCAACGUGGAGUCGAUGCUGCAGUCACAGUCCUCUGCGACGAAGUCCUUGGAGCAGAUUCUGCGGGGUGACAUACAGUCUGUCCAGCAACACGCAAGUGGAGAGAUUGUGGGGGUUCGUCAGCGUGUGGAUGCGGUGGAUAGUGCCCUGCGCGCUUCCCUGGCGGAGCUGCACAAAUCCAUGUCUGGUGAUGUUAAGUUGUUAGCUGAAAGUCUACUUGCAAAAAUGCAGUCCUCUGCUCAGUCGACAGAGGCCUCGCUUCUUGCACUAGAUCAGAGAGUAAAGUCAGACAUGCAAUCUCUUCAUGACUCCUUGGGGCACGAUCUUGCGGCGGUUAGGCAGGGGUUAAAUGCCGAAAAUGCGAGCACGCAAGACGCCUUACGAGCUCUGUACACUACUUUGGCCAAUGAUGUCAAGAAUGUGUCGUCUCGACAGCAGUCGUCGGAGGCAGCCCAACAGCUGGCAUACCAGCAGCUCCGCGCCGAAGUCGCCGCGCAGCGGCAGCUGGUGGAAACAGUUGACUCAAACUGGCGCUCGAGUCUGACAAACCUUGGUGAGAAGGUGCAGGACGGAUGGAAAAGCCACAUGUCUCAAUUGGUGGCCGUGGACGUCGGCCUUCAGCAAAGGUUUUCGCAGGUGAAUGCCCAGGUGGAACAACUCGCGGCGCAGCUACGUCAAACCGUGGAGAGCCUAACGCAUUCACUAGAGAUUAAAAUGAACUCCUUGGUGCAUCUUCGUGAGGAUGUCGUCGCUGGCCGGCAAUCGCUGCGGGCGGUGCAGGAUGAGCAGCAGCGCCUGCGUGAGGAAAUUAGCGGGUUCUCCGCCAUGCUGGAGCGCAGCGGCAUGCAGCUGCGCUCGUUGAUGGAGGCUGCGGUUCGGGUCUCUCACAGUGAUCUGCUUGAACGCAUAAAACCGCUUUCGAGCUACCGUUCUGAGAUGCACAGCGCGAUAGCGGCUGCCCUGAACAAAGUCUGGUCGGAGGCGCACGGCGCCUUUACCCCCCAGCGGGACAUGGAUGCCCUCCAGAGUCAGGUUCAGUUCCUUGACAAUGCCGUGCGUAAUGAGAUAUUACUGCUCAUUGAGCGGACGCGGGCGUUGGAGCGCGGCGGAGAGGGGCAGCCGAGGCCCGCGAGCGUGACGGAGAACGCCGCGCCGUUGAACCCGGAUCCGGGGGCCCUUGUACCGGCCUCCCUCUUCGGGGAGUUGAACAACGUCUGGGGGGAGCUUCGCAGCCUUCAGAACCGGCUCGGAAUGCCCCGGGAGGAGGUUCUCGCUGCCAUCAGCGACACCCGCAGACAGGUGCUUGACGCCACCCUGGAAAUUGCAAAACAGCACGAAAACGAGGUACGCGAUGUACUUGAGGAGAUAAGGAAGGAUGUUUCCGAGAUGGUGCAGCGCCCCAGUAGGCCCCGCGAAGCUGACGCCAGAAGCGGCGAUGCGGGCAACGACCACCAACCCAGGCGGACGGUGGUGCGUGUGUACUCCAAAACUCCCCCGCGCCCACCGCCGACCGAAGGGCUUCCCCCGCUAGUGAGGCUCAAGAAGCUACCCAACUCGCAUUCAGUACUGGAGGUGCACCCAACACCAAGCGCAAGCGAACCAGCAGAAAUGAAUCCUUUUCCACCGGUGUCCCCGCAGCGAGAUGCUGGGGCUGCCGCCCAGCUGCCGCCUCUGGUGCAGCUUCCGUCACCACCACAAUUGGUGUCCGCUCCAACGUCGCUGUCUCCCGCCCGCUCAACUUCUUUCCAUGGGGGCGAGCAUAAUGCGUAA
Messenger RNA from Trypanosoma conorhini, 2148 nucleotides. Its product is annotated as putative 60S ribosomal protein L7a. The record is from RefSeq and is a predicted model, not a curated record. The transcript has a single exon. The coding region runs from base 1 to 2148 and encodes 715 amino acids. Lineage: Eukaryota; Euglenozoa; Kinetoplastea; Trypanosomatida; Trypanosomatidae.